AAAGCUGGUAAGAAAAAAGUCAAAUCUAUUCUUCAAACGAUAGAUGCGACACUUUAAACAGCGCAUGGAGUAAACGUCAGUGUUGGAACAGCAUCGCAGAUUAGGGUGAUGGAUGAAUGGAUGGAUGUUCGGUCGGUUUCUAUGCCUUACCGUGGAGAAGACGGUUACCCCAACAGGUCUGCGAGAAGGUGUGCCCAAAACAAAAUGAAAGUUCAUAUAAUUUCAUUACUCAGUAGGUUUCAUUCUUAUAUGUUGCCCACUAAUGACUGACGUAAUGUAGGCCUAUAUAUUUUCAAGGGAUAUUUAAACGCAGGUGCAAUCGGUAUUAUCCCAGACAUAUGAAAUUCGCGUCAGAUCCAACACGCCAACAUCAGCAUUUUUGCCUAAUAUCAUGAAUGUCAUCAAGUCUAUGUUCUUUGUUUACGUCCUUAAAUGCAGAUGAGCACAUGCAGUUUGUUUAUGUGUGAAUUAUUUACAAUUACUGACAUUUAUAACAGUGACACAUUUGACAGCUAAGGUGUCAGAUGUGGGAAAUCCUAUCCGUGCCUUUGAUUUAACAACUCGCUGUCGCUGAUAAUGAAUAUUUAAUUUUAUUUGUUUGUUUAUGUGUUUAUUGAAACUAAGAAAAAAUACAUAUCUAAAUAAUAUUUUUCAUUUUUGUUAUGAGACUAUAUGGUCAAGGAGGAUGCAGUCUGAUCUUUUGGUUAACAGAUGCUGAGCUUUCAGUUAUAGAAUCUAAGAAUCCAAAGGCGUUCAUAUGAAGAAAACAUUUUCAAAAUAAAAAAUUUUGUUUUUUUAAAUUAAUCAACAUUGUAUCAUGUUGCUGUUUGACAGAACAGACGAUACAAUGAUAUGCCUGACCUUUUCUACAAAUGAUUUCUUAGCUUUGUGAAGUUUAAUAGUAAAUGGUAUAAUUACUUGUGAGAUGGUCAUUUCCAGCACAUCAGCAGAGCUCUGCUGCUCCCAGCUUGGACCGUGACUCUCAGCACUAACCCAGAGCUCAGACUCUGUGCCUCUUCAUAUCACAUCUUUACCUCCCCUAGGACUUACUUUACACGGACUGCCCCCCCGCAGGUACUCAGAGAUAGGGCAGCCCAGCACCACAGAGUCCUUGGCAUGUCAUCUAUAUCUGCCUGCCUUGCAUCUUACCGCUUGUCCAGGUUGUGGUGUUUGUAGGUCAGCAGCAGAGGGGUGAGUGCUGAGAACCCAGGGCUCACCUCUCACUGAUGGUGCUGCUUAGCCCAUCAUAUCAAAUGAUGCCAUUGCCAGUACAUGGGGGCUGAGGCUGUUUGGGGGGGUUAUGUACACCAAGCCGUGCCGCCAAAGCUCUGUGCUGCUGUGCUACUGUCCAAACCCUGGGAGAUUCGGCAUAUUCACAGAGCAGGAAGAGCAGCACAGCAAUGAAAAAUACAAUACAGCGCCCCCAUGAGGAUGGCAGUGGUAGGAAUUCCUGUCCUGCGUUCCCAGGCCUCCUGGCUCCAGCACUAAUCCCCCUCUCUGCUUUGCGGCACGUACAGCCUUCCGUUGUUUUCUAGGAAACCUUCCCAAAUUCUCUCUUUGUCGCUGCUUUCUUACCGCUUUCCUCCAAGUGCAAAUACUCUGAUAAGUCUGAUUGCCCUUGAUCUUGUGUUAGAACAGAUCUGGCUAAUAGAUCAAAAUAAGUAUGUGCUUUCUGGCUCAUUAUUUGUGGAGUGUACCACGAAUAAAAAUAGGAAGGAACCUCCCUCAAUGAAAGCAUGCUCUGACCAAUGUGUGCAGGCAUAAAACAGACAUCUGUACCCCCUGAUGCAGAAUAGGGAGGUACUAACUUGUUGGUUUUAGGAAGUGUUUUCAGGUGUUACACAGCCAUGUUUCUCAUUCGCUUCUCUUUUACUUGCUUCCUCUUUCAUUUGUUUUAUCUCUUGUUCAGAUUGCGUCAUGAAGAGAAGAGUGCCCCCCCCAUAAAGGUGGGGCACACACGCACAAGUGCGCACACAUACACAGGUCACGCAUUCCUGCUUUCCUCAGUAGCUUUCGGAGGCUUCCAGGAUUACAGAGAGAGGCUCAAAUAGCUUCACACUGUCUUUUCUUUGAGACCCCCCCCAAGUCAUGCACAUUCUGACUGGACCCCCCACAGCGGAGAAUUCCAUGCCUGGGAUUUGUUUUUCUUUUUUCCAGUUCUGCUGCUCGGCUCUCCCUGACCGGCUCUAUUUUAGCCUGCUCUCUUUGCGUACCCCCCACAGAGUUCUGAUCACGUGACCAUGCCACACGGAAAGCUUGCAGACUGUUGCAUAAGACUGUGGUGACCUCCAUUUUCUAAUUUAAACACAGUGGGGAGGGGUGGGGCCAAGGUCUAAAACAGAGCAGAACCUAAAUCGUGCAAAUGUUAAUGCAGAGGGUAAACUGUCCAGCAGGUGCCUUCCUGGGCCUGGAGGGUACACUGCCCAGCAGCCGGCAGGUGCCUUCCUGGGCCUGGGGGGUACACUGCCCAGCAGCCGGCAGGUGCCUUCCUGGGCCUGGAGGGUACACUGCCCAGCAGCCGGCAGGUGCCUUCCUGGGCCUGGAGGGUACACUGUCCAGCAGCCCGCAGGUGCCUUCCUGGGCCUGGGGGGUACACUGUCCAGCAGCCGGCAGGUGCCUUCCUGGGCCUGGAGGGUACACUGCCCAGCAGCCGGCAGGUGCCUUCCUGGGCCUGGAGGGUACACUGUCCAGCAGCCGGCAGGUGCCUUCCUGGGCCUGGAGGGUACACUGCCCAGCAGCCGGCAGGUGCCUUCCUGGGCCUGGAGGGUACACUGUCCAGCAGCCCGCAGGUGCCUUCCUCGGCCUGGAGGGUACACUGUCCAGCAGCCCGCAGGUGCCUUCCUCGGCCUGGAGGGUACACUGCCCAGCACCCGGCAGGUGCCUUCCUGGGCCUGGAGGGUACACUGCCCAGCAGCCCGCAGGUGCCUUCCUCGGCCUGGAGGGUACACUGCCCAGCACCCGGCAGGUGCCUUCCUGGGCCUGGAGGGUACACUGUCCAGCAGCCGGCAGGUGCCUUCCUGGGCCUGGAGGGUACACUGUCCAGCAGCCGGCAGGUGCCUUCCUGGGCCUGGAGGGUACACUGCCCAGCAGCCGGCAGGUGCCUUCCUGGGCCUGGAGGGUACACUGCCCAGCAGCCGGCAGGUGCCUUCCUGGGCCAGGAGGGUACACUGUCCAGCAGCCGGCAGGUGCCUUCCUGGGCCUGGAGGGUACACUGCCCAGCAGCCGGCAGGUGCCUUCCUGGGCCUGGAGGGUACACUGCCCAGCAGCCGGCAGGUGCCUUCCUGGGCCUGGAGGGUACACUGCCCAGCAGCCGGCAGGUGCCUUCCUGGGUCAGGAGGGUACACUGUCCAGCAGCCGGCAGGUGCCUUCCUCGGCCAGGAGGGUACACUGUCCAGCAGCCGGCAGGUGCCUUCCUCGGCCAGGAGGGUACACUGUCCAGCAGCCGGCAGGUGCCUUCCUGGGCCUGGGGAGGGGGGCUGGUAUGUGUAUAUGUAUGUGUGUAUGUGUGUGUGUGUGUGUACAGCUGUGGGAGAGAGAAACAUGAGAUGCUGGGAUGAGAAAGUGCCGCUGGCAUCACUUAAAAAGCAUUAUUACGUGGAUUUAAAUACAGCACCUUAUGGAGUCCUUUGCCUUUUCAUCUGCUUCAACUGUACUUCUCUCUGUCUCCUUCCUCUUACCCCUCCAAAUGACUCAUAAGUCCCAGUGCAGCGAUGGGGACACUGUGGCCAGCAGGUUGGCCCAUCCUGUGGUCAGUGUGAAUCCCAGUGCCUGAGUACAGCGAUGGGGACACUGUGGCCAGCAGCUUGGCAAAUCCUGUGGUCAGUGUGAACCCCAGUGCAGCGAUGGGGACACUGUGGCCAGCAGGUUGGCCCAUCCUGUGGUCAGUGUGAAUCCCAGUGCCUGAGUACAGCGAUGGGGACACUGUGGCCAGCAGCUUGGCAAAUCCUGUGGUCAGUGUGAAUCCCAGUGCCCCAGUGCAGCGAUGGGGACACUGUGGCCAGCAGGUUGGCCCAUCCUGUGGUCAGUGUGAAUCCCAGUGCCCCAGUGCAGCGAUGGGGACACUGUGGCCAGCAGGUUGGCCCAUCCUGUGGUCAGUGUGAAUCCCAGUGCCCCAGUGCAGCGAUGGGGACACUGUGGCCAGUAGGUUGGCAAAUCCUGUGGUCAGUGUGAACCCCAGUGCAGCGAUGGGGACACUGUGGCCAGCAGGUUGGCCCAUCCUGUGGUCAGUGUGAAUCCCAGUGCCCCAGUGCAGCGAUGGGGACACUGUGGCCAGCAGGUUGGCCCAUCCUGUGGUCAGUGUGAAUCCCAGUGCCCCAGUGCAGCGAUGGGGACACUGUGGUCAGCAGGUUGGCCCAUCCUGUGGUCAGUGUGAAUCCCAGUGCCCCAGUGCAGCGAUGGGGACACUGUGGCCAGCAGGUUGGCCAAUCCUGUGGUCAGUGUGAAUCCCAGUUACCUAGUGCUGCCCCUUCAUCACCUUAGCUACUGUGUGAUGAAUAUACUGCUGUAGAACUGCUGACGUCACAUCACCUAGGUGGGUGUUACACAGUGGUGGUGGGUGAAGUGGCUCCCCAUUGAUUCUGUAAACCGCUUUCGGUGUCUGGAAAAGUGUUAUAUAAAUGUGGCAUUCAUUCAUUCAUUCAUUCAUUCAUAAGUAUUGAAAUAAUGGAGAAGACUGCACUCCACGAUCCGCCGUUUUCCCGCUGGGAGGACCUCGCAUAUUCCUCACUGCAGUCUCCCAAGUCAGUGUAACUUCACUGAUGUCUCACUGCUUGCUACACACAUCCACAGAAUCUUAGCAAGUACCGACACAUAAUGUUAGACAAAAAUAUAUCAGUAGCAGCCAAAAUGUCCACAUUUCAGCACCAUUACUAUAAGUGCAGUAUAAAAUCGCAUCUCUGAACGCAGUUUUUCCAAUUUGGCCCCUUACAAGAUUAGCUGAGAUGAAUCACCACACAAAGCAGUUCUCUUUAAACUGCAGAAUGGAAUGUUAAUCUGCCAUUUAUACUGAGGAACAGAAACCCGGCACAUUUGGUUAAUUGUUUCAGUUUUAAUUGUUGCAUUUCCUUUCAAUUAUGAAAUUAUUAAUGAUUAACGGUAAUGAUUAAAUUAAUAAAAAUGGUGACAAUUUAAUAAUUAUCUAUAUUACCCAAAUUUUUUAUGAUUAUUACAUUAAUUAGCUUAUUAAAUUAUGUAAUUAAAAAAUGUAAUUAUUAAAUUAUUUCAAUUAUCUUGCAGAUGAUCAUUAGGUUUGCUUUUUUACAAGGGGCAACCAAUUAUACAAUAUGGUGGUUUUCAUUACGAAAGCUGGUGGAUAGAGGGUGUAAAGUCUUUAAUUAUGACGAAAUCUCCUUAAUGUCUGUCUGUGGUCUGUGUGUGUGAGGGCCAAGGCCUUUGACUUCUGACAGUUUGUCCCUCCACAGCUACCA
Molecule: messenger RNA, 5426 nt
Organism: Brienomyrus brachyistius
Lineage: Eukaryota; Metazoa; Chordata; Actinopteri; Osteoglossiformes; Mormyridae
Product: latent-transforming growth factor beta-binding protein 4-like
Exons: 2
Coding region: 2363-3544 (393 amino acids)
Source: RefSeq, a predicted model, not a curated record